AUGGCGCAGAGGUAUCCUCGUACCUUCGGAUACGUGCUGAAAUGGAACGACACGGCUCAGAACUCAACGGCGGACGAAGGUUGCAGGAAGCCGCAGAUUCUCCAGGCCGGAGAAGGAGUUGUCAUUGACCAAGAACAGACUCAGAAGUACUUGGUGAUUCGCGAUGAGAUUGGAAAGUCCUACCACAACCAUGCAACACUCCAGACGACCGAAUUUGUGGAGUUCUUCAAGACUGACGAGAUGGAUGAGGCGGACGACGAAAAGAUCACCGAAGUCGAAGUACUUCGCUGA
Molecule: messenger RNA, 291 nt
Organism: Cladocopium goreaui
Lineage: Eukaryota; Dinophyceae; Suessiales; Symbiodiniaceae
Source: the annotation of a GenBank genome assembly